AUAUAUAUAUAUAUAUAUAUACACAUACACACAUAUAAAUAUACACGAUCGUAUGUUUGCUUCUAUAUGUUCUGUUUGUGUUUGUGAAUACGUGAAUAUACAUAGCCACAUUAAUAUGUUUAUAGGAUGUACAUAUAUACAUACAAGAUUACUUAUUUGAAAGCAGACUUUUAAUAAUUAACAAGCAGUUGCUGAUCAGCCCAUGAUUGUUAUUUCGUCUAUUUUCAAGUCCAUCUGUUGUUAGUUUAUAUUUAAUUUUUAUUUUUACUUCCCCAUUACUCAAUGAAAAUCACAAUUUUAUUAUCAUUAAUUCAAACCUAUUGCCCUCUACUUGUUUUUCUUUUUUAAUCUUUACCAUUUCUUGAGAAAUUAUCCGUUGUAUAUUCAAUACCACACAUCCUCAUCUUAUGUGUAUCAAUAAAGAUUUGUUAGUUUGGCUGGUUUGUAAUUUCUACUACCAGUUUGUUAUCUUGCCACAUCCGCGUUAACAGAGUUCAUUUUGCACGUGUGCAGUACAUGUUAUAAAAUAAUAAUAAUACCAAGUUCUAUUUUCUGCUGGUCUGUUUGUAGGAUAUAUCAUAAGUUCUAGAAAUCUAACCCGUCUAUCCAUCUAUCCACCCAUUUAUCUAUCUAUCCAUCCAUUUACUGGCACCCAUCCGAGGAUGAAACCUGUCUGUUUACUUCGUUCGUUUUUUCCUUCGUUCGUUCAGUCCAUUGCUGCAACCAGUUUCAUUUGAUGAUUUCUUACUGCAGUAGGGAUAUUGGCAGCGAGUUAAGUUGCUAAUUCUUUUCAUAUGGACGGACAUUCAUUGAUAAAUUUACUGGGUCGUAGUAAGAAUAUAUUUUCAAUGAGAAACAAGAAAAAAAAAAGAAAAAAAAAGAGUACGAUAAUGAACUGACACGUUCGAUUGAGGAAGAGGGUGUGAAAGAAAGGAAGUUGUCUAUGUCGUGUCAAUAUACCAAAUAUGUAUAAUUGCAUGAGUGUAUACAUAUAUAUUUAUAUAAAAAUGAAUGUAUUUGUGUUUUAGCAGACAACUAAUUAAUUAUUUUGGUAUUUUCCUAUUGUUAUUAAAUAUUGCUCUGCAACAGAAAGAACGAACCAAUCAUUGUUAGGCAUCUCUAAAAGGAUAUAAAAUGAAAAUGAAUAAAAAUAAAACGUGAAAACAAAUAAAGAAAGAAACAAACAAGCACAUAAAUAAGAUCAGGUUUAUUGAUCUCCUACUUGAAAUUGUUGCCGGCCAUAAAGUGUGGUAGGGCGGUGUUAACUGUGCGGGUAGUCGUUUUUAGGUGAUAGGGGAAUGUACAAGAGAGGGGAGUGGGAAAUGUACGAAGCAAUAGUCGUGAAAGUGAUAAAUAGCUGAAGACAGCAGAGCACGUCAACAGAAAAUUUGGUUGUUGCGAUUCAAUUGUAUCCAUGUGUUACGCCAAGAACUGUCGUUUAAUGGGACAUUGUUGCAAAGUUCCUUCAGUGCAGCAGCUAUGAUAGAUAAUAGUAGCUGUUGGAUUAGCACAAAACAGAGACAGUCUGCUUGUAGAAUAAAAGCUUCAUCUGGUAUGUGCACAUGGGACCUACUAUGUUUAUCAAUUUUUCUUCAAAUUCGCCCAAUAUUUUUAGGAUAAGAAUGGAGCCUUACUGUCUUAAUAUGUGCAAAUUUUGAGGGUAGAAAUAAUAUAUUACUUUAGGUUUCCCUCCUAAGAAUGGUUGUGUUGGAUCUUGAUAUGAUCAGUAUGGAACUUCCUGAAGUGAGUUUUCAGAAUAUCAUCCGUUGGGGUUCAGCAUCAGCCAUGAUGUUUGGGGGGGUGGUUCCCUUCAUUCCACAAUAUGCUGAUAUCAAACGCUCCGCUAAUGCUGAUGGCUUUUCUACAUUUGUUUGUUUAACACUGCUGGUUGCCAACAUUUUACGAAUAAUGUUCUGGUUUGGCAAAUUUUAUGAAUUUCCAUUAUUAUUCCAAAGUAUCAUUAUGAUUUUAACCAUGAUUGUUAUGAUGCACCUUUGUGUAACAGUGAAACAAAAAUCAGAAAUUAUUGCUUCUAAAUCGAGAACAUUUACAGCAGAUGGGAAAAAAUGCCUCAAAACAGAAGAAUGUUAUUCUUCACAUACAACAUCAUGUUGCCAUGCCAACACACUGCCAGGCCGAACUUUUCUUGAUUUUGAUACACGUUAUUUCUGGAAGUGGACAGACUUUGCUAGUUAUCUACAGUUUUUAAUUUUCUUUGUGGCCUUUCUCACUUUGAUGAACUUCUUAUUCCUUGAAAGUACAUUCUAUGUUGAAACAGUUGGAUUUUUGGCUGUGUUUGCUGAGGCUUGUUUAGGUGUGCCCCAGUUUUAUAAAAAUUUUCAGAAUAAGUCUACUGUUGGAAUGAGUAAAAAAAUGGUUGGUUUUUGGACUCUAGGAGAUGUCUUCAAAACUGUAUAUUUUAUUUUAAGAGCAGCGCCUGCUCAGUUUUGGAUUUGUGGUGUCUUACAAAUAUCUAUUGAUUUGUCUAUAUUUGCACAGGUUUUAUACUAUGGGGGGUUUCAGGGCCGCAUUAUGUCCAAAUCAGCGGUCAGCUAGCCCAGACAAUCUGGAAAUGACUGUGGUGGAAGAAGCAGAACAGCAACCAGAGAGCUAAACAUGGUUAUAUUAAUUUCUGUAAUUUCUUAAAAUUGUUUGUUAUUACUAUGAUUAUUUUCAUCAUUAUUAUCAUUAUUAUUAUUAUUAUUAUUAUUAUUAUUAUUAUUAUUAUUAUUAUUAUUAUUAUUAUUAUUAUCGUUAUUAUUAUCAUGACUUGGUGCAAUCUGACUGGCUUAUGAAAGGUUGACAUGCAUUUAUCAACAUGUUAGAAUGAAAAGUAUGAUGUUAUCAAAUUCUCUGUCAAUCAAUCUAUCUCUGUGUCACUGUCUGUCUUCUUGACUGUCUAUCUAUCUGUCUGUCUGUCUAUCUGUCUGUCUGUCUGUCUGUCUCUCUCUCUAUAUAUAUAUGUUUACAUAUCAUUAUCAUCAACAUUAUUUUGUGUAUAGAAAAUGUGUGUAUGAAUAUUUACAUAAUGUAUAUAUAUUACAUUAUAUGUAAUGGAUAUAUAUAUAUAUCUACAUACAUAUGCUUGUAUGUAUAUAUAUAUAUACAUGCACGCACACAUGCAAAUAGACUGAUACGCACACUCAA
Molecule: messenger RNA, 3147 nt
Organism: Octopus bimaculoides (California two-spot octopus)
Lineage: Eukaryota; Metazoa; Mollusca; Cephalopoda; Octopoda; Octopodidae
Product: solute carrier family 66 member 2
Biological process (GO): phospholipid translocation; retrograde transport, endosome to Golgi
Cellular component (GO): endosome; trans-Golgi network
Source: RefSeq, a predicted model, not a curated record